Molecule: messenger RNA, 1065 nt
Organism: Mesorhabditis belari
Lineage: Eukaryota; Metazoa; Nematoda; Chromadorea; Rhabditida; Rhabditidae
Source: the annotation of a GenBank genome assembly
AUGCUGACUCGUGGUGUGCGCCAGUCGAUCGCUUACGGACGACAGCUCUCUUCGGAGGCAACAAGAAGGGUAACUCUCAUCCCUGGAGAUGGAAUUGGCCCCGAGAUCUCGAAAGCUGUCCAAGAGAUUUUUGAGGCUGCCAAAGUUCCGAUCUCGUGGGAGCCGGUCGACGUGACGCCAGUGAAAGGACGAGAUGGAAUUUUCCGCAUUCCACAACGUUGUAUCGACUUGAUGCAUGAAACUAAGGUUGGUCUUAAGGGCCCACUUGAAACCCCAAUUGGAAAAGGACAUCGUUCUCUUAACUUGGCCGUCAGAAAGGAAUUCAAUUUGUAUGCCAACGUUCGCCCUUGCCGUUCUCUUGUUGGACACAAGACUCUCUACGAUAAUGUCGAUGUGGUGACCAUCCGUGAGAACACAGAAGGAGAAUAUUCAGGAAUUGAGCAUGAGGUCUCUCCCGGUAUCAUGCAAUCGAUCAAGUUGAUCACUCAAGAGGCUUCUCAUCGUGUCGCCAAAUACGCCUUCGAGUAUGCCAAACAAAAUGGAAGAAAACUCGUCACCGUUGUCCACAAGGCGAACAUUAUGCGAAUGUCGGACGGACUCUUCUUGAACUGUUGUCGCGAAGUGGCCAACGAUUAUCCGGAAAUCAAAUUCAAGGAAGCCUAUCUUGACACCGUGUGCCUCAACAUGGUCCAAGACCCAAGCCAAUACGAUGUGCUCGUGAUGCCAAACUUGUACGGAGAUAUCCUCUCCGACUUGUGUGCUGGUCUUAUCGGUGGGCUCGGAGUGACUCCAUCUGGAAACAUUGGCGAGGGAGCGGCAGUCUUUGAAUCUGUGCACGGAACUGCCCCCGAUAUCGCCGGACAGGACAAGGCCAACCCGACCGCUUUGCUUCUCUCGUCGGUGCUGAUGUUGCGUUACAUGGAGUUGAACAGAUAUGCUGACCGAAUUGAGAAGGCGUGCUUUGAUGCUAUUGCUGACGGCUCUCAUAAGACUGGCGAUCUUGGCGGUACUGGAACUUGUACGUCGUUCACCCGUGAUAUCUGCGCUCGAGUGAAAGAUUUGGAU